AUGAUAUCAAAAUUUCUUUGUAUUUCUCUCGUUGACAAAUUAAGCACUAUAUGUUUUAAGUUCUCUCAGUGGUGUAUCGAUCCUUUCUUCAAUGUACCAGGAAGCUUUAUUAGGAAAAAUGGACUGGAGGUGGGAGAUUGCAUUUCUCUUUACAAGGAUGAGAGCAAGAACUUUUACUUCUCCAUAGAAAAGGCCGGAACAGGACCAUCACAUGUAACUGAGUUCUCGUAUGAACAACAGCACUGUGCUACCAACUGUAAAGACGGUAACGAUGAUGACACUAGCAGUAGCAUCAACACACAGAUUACCAACUCUGACGAUAACAACACCAACACCAACACCUACGUGAACUCCAGCAACAAUGCUGACAUCCACAGCGAAACCGAUUCCAACAAUACAAAAUUGUACACACCAUGUACCUUCAAUGAAGAAGAUGAAUGGUAUCUAGCAGCACUGUUGGAAGAUGAAUCAAACAAGGUGGUGACACUGUCUGCAGAUCCUGCUUUUUCAUGUGGACGACUUAAGGAAGUUAAUAGCUCCAUCGACAAUGUCAUCAAUACUCAAUUAGAAAGCUCUACUCAACCAGCUAUGGCAAGAAUUGGGGCCUCAUCAUCGUCCUCACAGAGCACAGUGAAGAUGGUGGAGGAUCACUUCGAUGACUGUUACAAAGGGCUUGGGACGCUUCCGGCAGUUGAUCGCUAUGAGCAUGAUGAUUUUUUGUUAUAAUGACAACAUGAACGAAGACAAGAAACAGUGGGCAUAGACAAGUGCAGUUGUGA
Rosa chinensis is the source of this 779-nucleotide messenger RNA. RefSeq lists its product as uncharacterized. Bases 1 to 726 code for a protein of 241 amino acids. The transcript has 2 exons. Lineage: Eukaryota; Viridiplantae; Streptophyta; Magnoliopsida; Rosales; Rosaceae. The record is from RefSeq and is a predicted model, not a curated record.